Trachymyrmex septentrionalis is the source of this 1880-nucleotide messenger RNA. It is a transcript of the gene Srp54k, whose product is annotated as signal recognition particle 54 kDa protein. The transcript has 9 exons. The record is from RefSeq and is a predicted model, not a curated record. NCBI's taxonomy places the organism in Eukaryota, Metazoa, Arthropoda, Insecta, Hymenoptera, Formicidae. Gene Ontology annotation, cellular component: cytosol; signal recognition particle, endoplasmic reticulum targeting. The coding region runs from base 1 to 1521 and encodes 506 amino acids. Gene Ontology annotation, biological process: SRP-dependent cotranslational protein targeting to membrane, translocation; SRP-dependent cotranslational protein targeting to membrane. Gene Ontology annotation, molecular function: endoplasmic reticulum signal sequence receptor activity; ATP hydrolysis activity; GTPase activity.
AUGGUGUUGGCGGAUCUCGGACGUAAGAUUACGUCCGCUCUGCGGUCGCUCAGCAAUGCGACCGUCAUCAACGAAGAAGUUUUAAAUUCUAUGCUGAAAGAGAUAUGUGCAGCAUUACUUGAAGCUGAUGUAAAUAUUAGAUUAGUGAAAAAAUUACGAGAAAAUGUACGUAAAGUUAUCGAUUUUGAUGAUAUGGCUGGUGGUAUUAAUAAAAGGAGGAUGAUACAGAGUGCAGUUUUCAAAGAGCUCGUAAAGUUGAUUGAUCCUGGUGUCAAAGCUUAUCAACCAGUAAAAGGCCGUCCUAACAUAAUUAUGUUUGUUGGUUUACAAGGGUCAGGUAAAACAACAACUUGUACCAAACUGGCGUAUCAUUAUCUUAAGAAAAAUUGGAAGGCGUGCUUAGUAUGCGCCGAUACUUUUCGUGCUGGUGCAUACGAUCAGAUAAAGCAGAAUGCCACAAAAGCUAGAAUACCAUUUUAUGGAAGUUAUACAGAAGUAGAUCCUGUAACAAUUGCACAAGAUGGUGUAGACAUGUUCAAGAAGGAAGGAUACGAGAUUAUUAUUGUAGAUACAAGUGGAAGGCAUAAACAGGAAGAGUCAUUAUUCGAGGAAAUGUUACAAGUCGCCAAUGCUGUGCAACCAGACAAUAUAAUUUUUGUAAUGGAUGCAACGAUAGGUCAAGCGUGUGAAGCACAGGCAAAAGCUUUUAAAGAACGCGUUAACGUUGGUUCCAUCAUAAUCACAAAGUUAGAUGGCCACGCUAAAGGUGGUGGAGCACUUUCAGCUGUUGCAGCGACACAAAGUCCUGUAAUAUUUGUUGGUACAGGAGAACAUAUAGACGACCUAGAACCAUUUAAAACGAAACCAUUCAUUAGCAAGUUGCUAGGUAUGGGAGAUAUUGAAGGUCUUAUUGACAAAGUAAAUGAACUCAACUUGGACGAUAACGAAGAAUUACUUGAAAAGAUCAAACAUGGUCAAUUUACUUUACGAGAUAUGUAUGAACAGUUUCAAAAUAUCAUGAAGAUGGGACCAUUUUCACAACUAAUGAAUAUGAUUCCUGGAUUUAGUCAAGACUUCAUGUCCAAAGGGACAGAGCAAGAAUCAAUGGCAAGAUUAAAACGACUCAUGACUAUUAUGGACAGUAUGAACGAUUCAGAGCUGGACAGUAGAGAUGGAGCCAAGUUAUUCAGUAAACAACCUGGAAGGAUAAUGAGAGUGGCAAGGGGUUCUGGUGUGACGGAAAAAGAGGUCAAAGAUUUAAUUACGCAAUAUACAAAAUUCGCAGCGGUUGUUAAGAAAAUGGGAGGCAUAAAGGGUUUGUUCAAGGCGGGAGAUAUGGCGAAAAACGUUAAUCCUACACAAAUGGCAAAACUGAAUCAUCAAAUGGCUAAAAUGAUGGAUCCACGUGUAUUACAUCAAAUGGGUGGUAUGCCAGGAUUGCAAAAUAUAAUGAAACAGUUACAACAGGGCGCGGCAGGUGGAUUGGGAAAUUUAAUGGGAGGUUUCGGUGGUAAAUCCUGAGAUGAGGUUUCGGGCAGUGCAUACUGCCGAUAAGGACAUUAAAUACCAUUACAUACAUCUCACGAAAAAGUUAUCUGUCGUAUCUGUCUUAUCUACAAUACCGGAGAAAUUAUAUUUAAAAACUUUUUGUUUACAUACACAUGCGUUUUAUAAGUGAUGAAAUCAAGAAAAUGUGCAGCGACGUUGAUAGUACAUUCAUAAACAUCUUUCUAUCGUUUUUUUAAUCGCUCAUCGAAUCGUAAAUAUCUUUGGAUGUAAUGCAAUAAAUUAUCAAAAUACGCUAUGAAAUGCGUAUCAUAAGAGAAAGCUAAUUUAUUUCGACAUUGUUCAUAGCCCUCUCAUCUAUCCUUGUAUCGUAU